AUGUCCACAGAAUUGAACAAAAGAGUCGUGACUGAGUACUUCAACGAAUAUUGGGGAAAGGGCAAUGUAGACAUUGUCGACAAAUUAUGUGCUGAAGAUUAUCUCAUUCACUAUCCAAUGCACGGACCAAGAGUUGGGAGAAACGCUUCGAAGAAAAUGUUGUCUGAGUUUAGAGAAGCAUUUCCCGACCUUUCAUUUGGAAGCUAUGGUGUACCUUUGAUUGCCGAAGGUGAUUAUGUUGUUGGACGUUGGAUUGGUGGAGGUACACAUUCUGGUGUCGCUUUUCACGAUCUUGCUGUUGGUGAGUUAGACAAACCUAACACGAGAAAGAAGAUAUACUUUUCAGGUACUUCCAUCUUCAAGCUCAAGGAUGGUAAAAUAGUAUCCGAGAUUGGUGAAGAGGGUGCUUUGACGGCUUUGCAACAGUUGGGAAUUGUUCCAGGACCCAAUCCAGGAAAGGACAUCAAGUAUGAUGAGGGAUAUCCAACAAAUGAAUAA
This is a messenger RNA of Meyerozyma guilliermondii ATCC 6260, 498 nucleotides long. RefSeq names its product ester cyclase. Lineage: Eukaryota; Fungi; Ascomycota; Pichiomycetes; Serinales; Debaryomycetaceae. The record is from RefSeq and is a predicted model, not a curated record. The transcript has a single exon. Gene Ontology annotation, biological process: polyketide metabolic process. Bases 1 to 498 code for a protein of 165 amino acids.